This is a messenger RNA of Trematosphaeria pertusa, 603 nucleotides long. RefSeq lists its product as uncharacterized. Lineage: Eukaryota; Fungi; Ascomycota; Dothideomycetes; Pleosporales; Trematosphaeriaceae. The transcript has a single exon. The coding region runs from base 96 to 491 and encodes 131 amino acids. The record is from RefSeq and is a predicted model, not a curated record.
UUCUCGCUAGAAUCCCAAUAGCCGAUACGGCCAUAUGCCGUCAAUCUGUUUUGACUCCCGAAAUUUACAGGGCUAUAACGAUUCACAUCUAGAACAUGGCUGACUUCCAGGGUUCCUUUGGUCCCUGGUGGGGAGUGGAGUCAUGGAGACCACCGGCUGUUCUUACUUCAGCAUCAGCCCUGCUUGCGGCACGAAUUCAUUGCCAAGGAUACUGCCAUCCUGGAGGAAGGGGCAGUUGUUGUUGGCACAGCCUUCCCGCGCGUGGUGCUAUACUAGAUUCUAUCACCAUUUUCCUGCUCGCGUGGUUUCCCGUUCCAACGGUAAAGGUUUGUGACUGCCUACUACUUAUUCACAUUACAUGCAUGCUGCUUAUGCAUGGUCGUCUGCCACAGGCUACUACUACCUGCUCAACUUAUUUUAUAAUCCGGCUCCCCUCCUCGUUGUCACUACUUUUUCAUCCUGGAAAUUACUCUUUUGUUACCCGGAUAUAAGGCACCGAGUACUAUCUGCCUUCACUCUUAUCGCCACCGGCCGUCCCUUCCUGGUAUAUAAACUUAUUAUACCUCUACUGGGCCCUUUGUCUUCGCGACUGUUGGCCUCACC